AUGCCGUCCUUACACUCUUACAAACAACAAAUCCUGGCUGUUCUGCUCUGCCUUGCUCCCUCUCUCGUGUUGGGUCAGACUGCAGCAGCAAACGUUGUUCACUCUUGUCUGACUGAGGCUGGAGUACAAUCAACGAUUUCUACGGACAACACAUGGACCAACGAUACAGCCGCUUUUCAAUUCCGUCUUCCUCGGCAGCCUGUCGCUGUUGCAUUCCCCGAGAACAAGGACGAGGUAGCUCUCGCUCUGGGCUGCGCUCGUAAGUCUACAGUCAAAGUCUCAGUCGUUGGCCGCGGACACUCCUUCCAGGGUUCCAGUUAUGGCAAUCCAGGUAACCUUGUCAUCAACAUGGCGGCUUUUACGGACAUGAGCUUCGAUGCAGCCACCAACGAGCUGAAGUUUGGCGGUGGAGUCAAUGUCGGACCAGCGGCCAAGUUUCUCUGGGAUGGCCACAAGCGACACUUUCCUCACGUGCGAGGGUCUCAUGUUGGGCUAGUAGGCAGCUCUAUGGGCGGCGGCUUUGGCACCACGUCGAGAGUCUUUGGCACGCCGGUCGACAACCUCGUUUCUGUGGAAUACAUGCUAGCUAAUGGAACGAUCGUCACCGCCGGACUUGGUUCAGACCUGUUGUGGGCUGCGAAAGGUGCUGGAGCCAGCUUCGGUGUUGUACUAUCGGCUACUACAAAGACGUUUAGUGUUCCUCUUGACGGAGCGGUAAGUUACUCGCUCGCUUUAGGCGACGUUGAUGUCAACACCGCGGCUGCAUCCCUGCUUGCCAUUCAGAAAUGGUCCACUGGCGGCCAGGCUCCUGACGCACUCUCCCUCCGCUUCGCGCUUGCGAACUACGCAUCGGCGGGAUUCUUCUACGGCGAAGAAGCUGCGUUCGACAAAGCGUUUGCACCCCUUAUCACUUCGCUACGCACUAUCACUCCCACUGUCAAUCUGACCAAGACUGUUCUUCCUACAUUUUGGGAUUCAGAAGUGGCCGGCACUGGUCCUGGAAUGAACCUCGCCACGGGCGGCGCGCUCGGUGGGCGUGCUUCCCUGGUGCAGUCGUGGACCACUACAAGCGAUCACCCGCUUACACUGGCCCAAGCAAAGGCACUAUUCACUAGCUACCGCUCCCUCGAUCGCACCGACCUCAAUGGUACUGGUUUCUUGGACCUGUGGGGCGGUGUCAACCGCAACGUCAAGGACUCCGAUACGAGCUAUGCCCACGGCAAGAACCUUUGGUUGGUGCGCGUAGAUGGUGUGGCUGCUGGUACUGCCUGGCCUAGCAACGGCGUGGCCUACAUGCAGAACCUCAUGAAGCCUUUCGGAGAUGCGUUGAAGAAAUCCGCUUCCCUGAGAAGCUUUGCCAACUAUGUCGAUUCCGAGUUGUCUGUCGCUGACUGGAGCGCGAGACUGUACGGCGCCAAUUUUGCCAAGCUCCAGAAGAUUAAGAAGGCGGUUGAUCCUACAGGCCUGUUUUCUGGCUUCAAGCUGGCAAUUCCCCUUCCUAGCCGUCGGAACAGGUAG
Messenger RNA from Dothidotthia symphoricarpi CBS 119687, 1518 nucleotides. RefSeq names its product Glucooligosaccharide oxidase. The transcript has a single exon. NCBI's taxonomy places the organism in Eukaryota, Fungi, Ascomycota, Dothideomycetes, Pleosporales, Dothidotthiaceae. The coding region runs from base 1 to 1518 and encodes 505 amino acids. Gene Ontology annotation, molecular function: FAD binding; oxidoreductase activity. The record is from RefSeq and is a predicted model, not a curated record.